This is a messenger RNA of Ictalurus punctatus (channel catfish), 3074 nucleotides long. RefSeq names its product N-terminal EF-hand calcium binding protein 1 (gene necab1). The record is from RefSeq and is a predicted model, not a curated record. Bases 72 to 1118 code for a protein of 348 amino acids. NCBI's taxonomy places the organism in Eukaryota, Metazoa, Chordata, Actinopteri, Siluriformes, Ictaluridae. Gene Ontology annotation, biological process: regulation of amyloid precursor protein biosynthetic process. Gene Ontology annotation, cellular component: cytoplasm. Gene Ontology annotation, molecular function: calcium ion binding. The transcript is spliced from 13 exons.
CUCGUGAAAGAGUGUGAUCAGAGAGGAGCAGUGUUGAUCGGGCUCUGUUAUUCUGAUAUUAAUCACUUAACAUGGAUUGCUCUGAAGAGGUGCAGUCCGUUUCGGAUGAAACUGGCACUCCGGUGGAGUUAAAGAAGGGAAUGUCGAUAUUUUUAGAUAUCUUGAGAAGAGCAGAUAAAAAUGAUGAUGGGAAGCUGUCUUUUGAAGAGUUUAAGGCUUAUUUCUCAGACGGAGUUCUGUCAGGAGAAGAAUUGAAGGAGCUCUUCCAUAAGAUUGAUACUCAUAAUACAGACAAUGUGGACACAGAAGAGCUGUGCGCAUACUUCUCUCAGCAUCUUGGAGAAUAUGAAAAUGUCCUUGCUGCCUUAGAAGACUUGAACGUCUCUAUAUUGAAGGCUAUGGACAAAACCAAAAAGGAUUACCAGGAGGCCACACACCUGCAGCAGUUUGUGACUCGGUUUCUGCUGAAGGAGACAACGAGCCAGCUGCAGUCUCUUCAGAGCUCGCUGGAGUGUGCCAUGGAGACCACAGCUGAGCAGACACGGCAGGAAAGGCAGGCACCCAUGAAGCCUGAGGUGCUGUCGAUUCAAUGGUCAGGAAGGCGAUCCAAUCGAAGACUCCAACGGAAUAACAGCUUGUCUCCAAACAAUCCACUUCUUAGCCUCGUCAAUUCAGGUAUGUAUGAGGAGGACAGUCAAUGGAUGACCCAGAUAAACAGACUGCAGAAGCUGAUCGAUCGCCUUGAGAAGAAGGAGCUGCGUCUGGAGCCGGUAGAAGAAGAGGUCUCAGAAGGCUCCACGAAAUCGCACAUUCUGAUAGUGCAGAGGCAGUUGUCUGUGAUGGAGGACGAGCUGGAGGAGUUCCGUUUGGCUCUGCGGCAGUACGUUGAUUGUGCCAGUGUCCAGACAGGCAGCCUCCAUGUUGCAGUUCAGCGGAUUGCUAAUGAGUCUCGCUUCAUAGUCUAUGAGUUCUGGGAGCACACUAGUUUGUGGAAGAAUCAUCUGCAGACAAACUACAGCAAAACCUUCCAGAGGGCCAACGUGGAUUUCUUGGAGACGCCAGAGAUUACGACAACUAUGCUGGUACCAGCAUCGUGGUGGGUCCUGAACAACAAUUAGAACCGCAAUAAUGAACAACGAUCAGAAGGCAACCGAGUUUGUCAUUAUUAUGUCUCUGUCCUCUGAUGGAGCAGUGUUGUGUUAACACUUCCUGUGAAGUUGUGGUGAAAAUCAUCGGAUAUUCAUGCUCCCUCAUCUUUAGCUCUUUAAAAUAUGUACCUUCCUUAAUAUCUAAGGCAAUGGCCUAGUCACCAAUAUCGAUGGUACUCUAUCCACGAUUUUUACAUGUGGAAUACGUUUGUGUGAAAUGUUUGUUUGAUUCGUGACUUACUGCAGUGGCGUAGUCGAGAAGUAAUUUAAGAGGGCAAUGAGGAAAUAUGCUAAAUAAAGUCACUGCAGGUUCUGUACAAUUAAAUUGAUAAGUAUGAUGUGCUCGUGAGUAAUGGGUGGAUGUCGGCGCUAUUCUGAACUUGUCAUUUAAUUAUUUAAGGCACGAUCGGCCAUCGACCGAUCUUGCCGUGUUGAUGAUGCUAAUAGGCAUAGGAAAUAAAAUACCUUUAUGACAGUUCCACUGAAAAUAAUUCAACUGACAUGCUAACAUUUUAACAUUUUAAAUAAGAUAACAAACAUCUUUCCUCAUAAAACCAGACCUACCCUUCUUUUUCUCCACCUGCAGCACACCUUCAAUACUUCAUCGUUUGCCACCUUGAUAGCUUUCAAAGAUAAAUUGGAAAAACGCAUUAUCCCGAUUGGUUAAUCCUGUUUCUUAUUGCUUCUCAUCAUAGCAGUUGGUAGCCAAUGAAAUGUGAUUAAACUAAUUAAGGCUAAUCUGAAAUGAAGUUAAAUAAGGGCUUGUACGAGUUUGUUGACCUUUUCUAAAGAUCAUUACAGCUCAAUCACUGCGUAAAAUCCGGCCAUGGUGCCUGGGUGGGAGGAAUGACAUUACUCUCCCCUGUCAGUCAGAGUGACACCAGGCAAUCGUGGCCAUGAGCUCAUGCACGUGGAAGACAGCAGUUAUUGUUCUUCUCAGUGAAUGUGCAUGCAGUGCCGUUGUGACGUAACAUGAGGAGCAGCUAAUAAAGAUGUGGUGGCUUCAUGUGUCUCAGAGGAAGCAUGUGUUAGCCUUCAUCUCUCUGGAUGGUAGCUGUUGUGUGAUAGACGAGGGCUAGCUAGAGUUAACUAGGAAAUUGGAGAAUGAACAAAUUGGAGAAAAAUGGGGUUAAAAAAGUACAAAAACCGAAGGCACAUAACAAUUUUAAUUUAAAUGACCUUAUUUUAAGUAAUAAUAAAAAAAAAAUCUGAAUAUCUAGCCAAGGAAUGCAUAUAAGUGAAACAAGGUAUAUUUGUUAUUAAACGUUUAUGACGUUUACGUGAAUUUAGAAAUGCUAGAAAUGACAAUUUUAUUGGAACAUUGUAGAUCUAUUCUAACCGAAAAGACCCAGAUCUUUAUAACUCUAAGUAGGCACAAGUCGCACAUCACAUAUUUAUGUUUUACAGUAUAUGAGCCUAUUAUCUAUACGCUUCCUUUAUUAAAGCACUCAUUAACAGUCCCAAUAGGAUCUUAGAGCAAGCAGUUAAUACGUUCUAUAAAGAGUUAACUUUCCUUGUUUAAUUGCUAUUCUGUAUCAUUUUGUUUCAUGCGUGCAAUAAAAGUGAUUAAACAGAAAUAUAACUCCAGGGUUCAAAAACUUGCAGUGUAUCUCAGACAGAGUAUGUCUGUCAGUGUACUAAUAAAGUAAUCUGAGUAAAAUGAUCACAGUGCUGGUGUUCACUGAUCAGCACCUCAUUAAUCUGUGAGUCAGUGCUACAGUGAGUGUGAUCUUCGACGUCCUGUGUGGUUGUAGCUAGGCUGUGUACGUGUCAGCACUAUUACAUAAGUGCUUCCUUAUGUAGCAGUACUUGUGACUUGAUCAACCCUGAUGACCACAAGUUCUUCCCUCUGCAGAUUCUGUAUAAAAAUUCACCACAGUCGCUGUAUUUUCUGUAGUUUGUCCAUUGUGAAUAAAGAUAAGGCUA